GAACAAAGCCCCGCGCUGCCUCCCGCGCCGGCGCGGAGCCGCCGAGCCCCGGCUGUGCGUGCCAGGAUCGCCGCCCGCGGCUGGCGGGCCCCGGACGUGGCGCACCGGGCGGCGAUGCGCCAGCCGCGGGCAGGGGAGGGGCCCUGAGCCCUGUAAACGUGGUGCCUGCGGGGCAGGGUGGCCCUGCCCGCCUCCGCCCCCGCCGCUGAGGCCGGAGGAGCGCGGCGGCUCUCUCCUUUGCUUCUGCAUUUUAAAACCACAAAAUGUCUGAAGUUAAGCCAAGGAAAAAAGGUAUUUCUUCAUCCAAGACCAGUGAAGGUUCACAGAAGGCUGAGAAGCACAGUAAUUAUGGCAAGCUGGCAAGUGCCAGGAUCAGCAAUAAUCACAGUUCCUUUUGGAUGGACCCAAGGACAAGUUUGAGUAUCAUUUCCCUUCUUGUUUGCCUGGUGGUGAGCUGGUUUCUAUUUCAGCAGUCAGGUCAAUUUGCUGAUCUGGAAAGAAAGUACAAUUUUUUACAUCAAGAAGCUGAAAAAAUCAUGGAUGUGGGAAAUAAAGUAAACUUAAUUUCUGAAAAGCUUGAGUCUUCUGAAAGUAUCCUGCGAGAAGCUGCCUCAUCCAUCUCUGUGAUGACUGAGUUUGGGCAGGAAAUAUCUUCGCUUCAUAACACCAUAAAUGAUAUUCAGAACAAUGAACAGACUCUAUCUCUAAAGAUGCAGAGCAUUCAUGAGAAGUUCCAAAAUGUUACAAAUUCCUGGAGAAGAAGCCUGGAUGAAAUGAACACUAAUGCUAGUGGUUUAAAAUCUGAAGCAAAGUCCAUACAUACAGAAGUUACUUCCAAAAUCAAUGAAGUUGACCAAAGAAUUAAAUCCCUUGCAGAAAGAGUAAAAGAUUUGGAGGACAGUACAGCCAGAAAUAUCAGAACAUUGAAAAAGCAAGAAGAUGAUGAAUUCUCUAGAGUUGAACAAAAGUUGAACCUGGAUGCAAAGUCAGUUGAAAAGCUAGAAGAAGAACAGAAUAGUCUGGUAGCCAAAGACACAGAGCUGAAUCAGAAACUUGCAAACUAUGAACCUAAAAUUGAGGAGUGUAAGACCCAUUUGCCAAUAAUUGAAAAUGCUAUUCACUCUAUUCUUAAGCUGUCAAGUGACUUGCUUGGUAUGGAGAAAAAGAUAAAGGACUUGCAGACACAGCUGUACGCUGUGGAAAAUGACAUGUUGAAAACUGUUUCUGAUACAGUGGCCAUGCAGAAGGCUCUUGAAGGCCUCCAGUCCAAUGGCAGCUUGACCAAAAUGCAGCAUGGACUAGCUGUUCUAGAAACAGGGCCUGACAUUGCAGUGGCUUCAAAAGCAGAAGAAGUAACUUUAGAAAGCUUUAACUUAGAAAUUGACCAGAAUGGGGAUAAGUGAAUUUGGUCUUUGGUUUUUCAUUAAUGAAAAAGCACUUUUAUUAAAUAAUGUGAUUUAAAUCUGUGUCAGGGAUAGCUGAUGUACUGUCAUUGAUCUUAAGAUCAUUGGAACAGCUUGAAAGGUUGAGAAAGAGGGUAGAGAGCAAGAAAGUAAUACUUUGUUAUAGAAAGAAAGGAAUAUUUUCUUAAAUUAAGUAUUAUUUUCAGUUUAUUUAUUAAAAUAUCUUUUUUAAUAAAAAUAAUUUGAAGCCAAGUAUUUAGAUUUAAGGGAAAAAAAGUUCAUAUUUUUAGUUUGUAUUUUGCUUUCACUACUUAGUUUCUUUUGUUGUUACUUUGUGUAUUAUUUUCCAUAGACUUGUAACACAGUGAACAAUUAAUCCCUUAUUUCUCAGCUGAGAUAGCUGUACCUUGCUUUUAAAGUAUUGUACGCCAUAAUGGUUUUGUGUUGCAGGAAAGCACUGAGUACAUUUUUAUCAGCUGAAGCUCAGAUACAACAAACACCCUUAGAGCAAACACUAGGGAAGUACCCCCUGCUGAGAGCCUUGUACUGUUCUGGUGUCUACAAACUGGCAUUUACAUAGCAGCUGCUUUGUUUUCAUUUUUGGGGGGGCUGUUUUGGUGCUUUAGAAACAAAUUUUAACCUUAUAACCUUUUUUUCUGUAGGAUGUUUUUUGUUCAGCAUCACAUAUGUCCUGUAUUGCUUUGCAUUGGAAAAGGAAAAAAAAAAAUUUAACAAUGUCACUGACAUUGUUUCCCAGAGUUUGCUGAACCAAGAGCUGCAAAAGUAAUUAAUGAAAUCAGUGGAGUUAUGUGCUUGGGAGUAGGGAAUAUCCAGUUUACCCAUAGACCUACUUACACAUGAUGUAAUAGGCCUGAUAGAUGUUCAUUGAAAUUUGGAUCUCAGGGACAACACAAAUUGUCUGCAGACUUAUUGGCUUGAUAAUUUUGUAUUUCUCCAAAAAGGAGAAACAGUAUGAACACACAUUUAUGACUUUAUCAGACCUAAUUUAAAUUAGUCUGGGUUUGUAGAUUAAUUUCUUUAAAACUCCACUGAAAUCUUCACUAAAUGAGUAACACUGCCCAUUCAAGAGACUGUGAAACCAGUGUUUCUCAAUGUCAUAAAACUGUGUUGGUUUCAUAUAAUUACUGCUUAUGUAUGAAUUUCUGUUUCCAGUGAUACUCAAAAUAAAAAUAUAUUGUAGUGAA
Messenger RNA from Haemorhous mexicanus (house finch), 2608 nucleotides. It is a transcript of the gene IKBIP, whose product is annotated as IKBKB interacting protein. Bases 264 to 1403 code for a protein of 379 amino acids. The record is from RefSeq and is a predicted model, not a curated record. The transcript has 4 exons. NCBI's taxonomy places the organism in Eukaryota, Metazoa, Chordata, Aves, Passeriformes, Fringillidae.